Molecule: messenger RNA, 6237 nt
Organism: Mesocricetus auratus (golden hamster)
Lineage: Eukaryota; Metazoa; Chordata; Mammalia; Rodentia; Cricetidae
Gene: Mob3b
Product: MOB kinase activator 3B
Exons: 4
Coding region: 419-1069 (216 amino acids)
Biological process (GO): positive regulation of protein phosphorylation; signal transduction
Cellular component (GO): nucleus; cytoplasm
Molecular function (GO): protein kinase activator activity
Source: RefSeq, a predicted model, not a curated record
UCCCUCCAUUCAUAUUCAUGGCUUCCUUGUUGCAGAGCAUCAAGGCCAGCUCCCUCUGCACCUUUCAUCCCUUGUCUCUCUUGGAGUUUCUCCUUGGUUUCCGAGGAUUCAUUGAACCAACUCCGGAAAAAAAAUAAGCUAGUAGAAAUUGGAGCCAGUUCGGAGACACUCUACUGGGAAGAAUUUAUUUAAAUGCAAGAAGUUAAAGCCAAAUCUGUAUGGAAGGAACAUGAGGUUCCCUUGGAGAUCAUUCAAGAGGAAGAUGGAAGGAGCCAUUUGAAAUUGAGUAGAACUACAGGCUGCAAGACUGGGGCCUGAGGGGUGGCAGUGGAAAACUCUGUUGGGCUGUGAUCUCUCACUGAGAAGUCCCAAGUGCCUUUUCACUUCCUGCAGAAGGAAGGAAGACAAGGAGGAGACCAUGUCCAUAGCCCUGAAGCAAGUGUUCAACAAGGACAAGACCUUCCGGCCCAAGAGGAAAUUUGAACCUGGGACACAGAGGUUUGAGCUGCAUAAACGAGCUCAGGCAUCCCUCAAUUCAGGUGUGGACCUGAGAGCAGCUGUGCAGUUACCCAGCGGAGAGGACCAGAACGACUGGGUGGCUGUGCAUGUGGUAGACUUCUUCAAUCGCAUCAAUCUCAUCUAUGGCACCAUCUGUGAGUUCUGCACUGAGCGGACGUGCCCAGUGAUGUCAGGGGGUCCCAAGUAUGAGUACCGGUGGCAGGAUGACCUCAAGUAUAAGAAACCAACUGCACUGCCAGCUCCCCAGUACAUGAACCUGCUUAUGGAUUGGAUUGAAGUCCAGAUCAACAACGAGGACAUAUUUCCAACAUGUGUUGGUGUUCCCUUCCCAAAGAACUUCCUUCAGAUCUGCAAGAAGAUCCUGUGCCGCCUUUUCCGGGUUUUUGUCCACGUCUACAUUCACCACUUUGACCGGGUCAUUGUGAUGGGUGCAGAGGCUCAUGUCAACACCUGCUACAAACACUUCUAUUACUUCGUCACGGAGAUGAACCUCAUAGACCGCAAGGAGCUGGAGCCCUUGAAAGAGAUGACAACCAGCAUGUGUCACUAGCACUCCACCUCAUCUCCCGGAAGAAAGCAGCACUGUUUCUCCCAGGAGUCCCCAUGGGACAGGAAGUUGGCCCUGUCUGGCUGAAAUAGUCCCGAGCCCCACAAGGACUUCUGAAAGAUGUCUCUACCCACUUCGUGCGCUCUUAACCCUCUCAGUGCUGCUAGCCAGGGCCUGUAUGUGAGCCAGGCAGACCACAGCAUGAAGGACCAGCCUUGACCCCUGCGGCUGAAGACAGUACGGGAGGGGCCCGACUCUUCCUCCCCUGUCAAGCUUGUGCCUGGAUCUGACGCCUAGGCUUUACUGGAAUUCAGGUUUUGAGACUGAGAGCUUUUGUCGUUGCUCUUUUCCACUUAGGUCUUACCAGACUUCUUGACUAACUUCUCUGUCAUUUGUUUUUCUCAGUACCAGUCAAAUUCGGGGAAUGCCGUGUAAUACCACUUUCCUGUGUCACCUCCUAUCCCAGGUCUCCUCGAGUCCCUGCAGUCCCUGUCUCUGGACCUGUGACCUAACCUUGUGUGUGACUUGAUGCUGGGAGGGGCCUGCAGUUCUCCUGACAGCAUCCAUGCCAUUUCCUUCAUAGGCAGUUUCGCCAGGGUCCAUCUGACGGGGUGCAUGAUGUGUGCCCCAGACAGGCCAUUCGCGUGCUAACCAUUGGGAAGUCUGGGGACCAGAAAUAAACUGGCGCAUUCCCAGUUUGCCCUGGUCAGAGUGAAUUCUUAGUAGCCACUGUCAUUUCUAAACUCUCCCCCUCCAGAUAUACUUUCCCAUUUCCCAGAAGAGAGAAAGUUACGAAUGAACAGUGGGACCCUUGAUCCAGAUCAGUGCAGUGCUCUUUGUUGAGAGCUAGUGAGUCCUGGCUAAGCAGACAUAACACCGGGAUUUCGGUGACAAGACGAGACAUGGGCAUUUGGUACAUGGAGACCCAAUACACUUGACUUACUGUAGCCUUUCCAGGUUGACCCCGGAGCUUCUGCAGUCAGCUGGUAUUAUCUCUCGUCACAUUUUCCCUUCCUCUGUUCCCUGUUUUCCCUCCACGUCCUCCCCACCCUCUCUCCAUUAUAUCUCUUCUCUCUCAUCUCUAUUCUCUGCUCUGUCCUCUUUCUCCUCCCUCCCCUCCCCUCUCCUCCCCUCCCCUCUUCUCACUCCCCUCCCCUCUUCUCUCUCGUUCCCCUCUCUCUUUCUGUCUCUCUCGCGCCCAUUGUCCUCCCAUAUCCUGGGUUAUAUGAUGACACAAAUUAACUUCUGUCCAGUGGAUGUGCUGCUGUCACUAAGGUCUUCCUUCUGUCCGUUCAGUUUGUUCCUUCCAGCAGUCAGAAUAACCAUUCCGUGCCAUCUCCUGCCUUUGGAAGCUUUAGUUGCUUUCUCUGAUUCAUUCACGAAACUGUGGUUCUGACAGCUUGACUAAGAAGUACUCACACUUCCCAUGAUAUUUUAAUAAAGCAUCUGUUGGUGGAGGGACGUAGAUAUGAAUGUAUUCUUGCAGUUAGUAACAAAAGAUGACUAAGCUAAUAUGAUGCUAUUUGGUAUAUAUAAUAUGUUAAAGCCAUUUGUGACUGCCACAGAAGCCUGGAAAGCAUGGCAUCUUUGCCUAAUGAUGAAAAGGCUGGCUGUAUGGGCUCAGUGGCGUUCUACACGAGGGAACCACGCAGAACAGCCCUUCCUUCCUGUCUCGUGGAUGAUGUCUUAUGAAACCCAACACUACUACUCCUCUCUACAUAAUUGACUUACUCUGAUCUACAGGGACUUCUUCUUUUCUCCUUAAGCAACUUUUAGAGGCCAAGAUAGGCAAUUUGGCCUAGAAGCAUAUUUGGCUAAGGGUUCAGAGAAACAAAGCCCUGAAUUGCUGGCCUAUGCGAUGCACAGUAACACACUUCACGGGUGUGAGGGAUGGUGGCAGUGAGAAAUGGCAGGCCGUGGCCUUGGGGAGUCUCUGCUGCUUUGUACCUUGAACAACUGCAGGACUCAUGCGGUAACGGGUACUGUGUGUGGCUGCAUUCCAAUAAUCUUAGCCAAAGGGGAAGGCUGACUCUAGACAUUUGGCAUGUAUUUCUAGCUAUUUUCUAUCAAUUGUUUGUAUGUGUGAAAUUUCCAUCCUGCUUAAAAAUCUAAAUAUUUUUUUAACUUCCUAGAAUGAUUUUCCCUGGCCUGUAUUGUCAAUUGCACUAAGUAGCUCUCAGAGGGAAAUCGAGCCAAUUGCUCUUCUUUUUUAAAGUAUGAGGUGUUCAUAUAUCUACAGAACUUUGGCAAAUUCUAAAGGCAGAUCCUCAUGGGCUGUUCCUUUGGCCUGGCCUUAUCUUCUAUAAUCUGUACUGUGAAUGGAAGAUCCUACAGCCCAGGGACAGGGACAGGGACAGGCCUCUUGCUGUCUCCUAGCCUCAUUCUCCCUCCUUUGCAACAUGUAUUCUAACUCUGGGAAAAUUCCCAGUUGAAAGAUUACAUGCACCCUACGUCCUUUAAGUGUAGCAAGUGUUGGCAUAUCACCUCAUUUCUUUCUCACGGUAGAUGCACUCAUUGCUGAAUCAUCAAAAAAAAAAAACACCAAAUUUCAGUCAUCAUAAAGUUUCAAGAUACUUUAUCAUACCCCUCCUAUUAGUAAUGAGAACAUUAUUCUAUCCAUCUUCAGUGUCAUCAACUCCAAGAGCCUGAAAUGGAUAUUUAAAUUCUGUCUCAAAAACUUCUUGGUAGUAGAUUUUCCUUUUCAAAAAAUCUAGGAUAUAAUCAAAAAUCACACAUAGUAUUUAUUUAGUUGUCAUUGCCUUCAUUUCCAUUAAUAGAUUGUUGCUUUCUCUCUCUCCUCUCUCUCUCUCUCUCUCUCUCUCUCUCUCUCUCUCUCUCUCUCUCUCUCUCUCUCUCUCUCUCUGUGUGUGUGUGUGUGUGUGUGUGUAUGUGUCUUUUAUAAUUGGCAUUACUGAAGAACCUAAGCUGGUGUGUCGUAGGAUAUGCCCACAUUCCGGAGGGCUAUAUUCUGCUAAUUUCCUAUUUGUGAGAUUUAGGGUAACAUGUUGAGAGUGAGAAUGUUCGCAGUGAUGAUAUAUCCUCCUUGCAUCAUGUUAGUAAAUGUGAAUGUCUAAUUGAAGGUUAAUCAGUGGCCUUAGGGGUUAUCUGCCCGAGCCAAUUAGGUUCCACAAUUCAUUGCUAAACUCUAAGAUUCAAUACACACACAAUAAUAUUUAUAGACUACAAAGUUCCAAAUAUAUACUUCAUUUCUUAAUGUUUUUGGAGGUCUACCAUGCCUGAUACUAAACCCUUUGCUGUGGAAGGUAAGAUUGUGCAAGGAAUCAGACCUUUCCACUUAAGAUGAAAAGGAGCAGGAAUGUUUCAUUUGCAAACAAUACAUAAGAACGCUGACUCAUGGAUGUGUGUAUGAUCCUACAGCCAGACGCAAAGUGCGCAUGCUCCAUAGUGGGCAUGCACACACAUUUCUUUAGUGACUUCCCAUUCAGACUCAUAGUUUACUCGUUGAGCUCAGCUCAAAUAUAUUAUGAGACAGUGUCUCUUUACAUAGUCUUGGGUAUCCUGGAACUUACUCUGUAGACCUUGAACUCACAGAGAUCCUCCUGCCUCUGCUUCCUGGGGGCUUAGAUUAAACUUUCACAGUAGACUUAGAUUUUAGAUAAAUAACAUAGCCACAAGUCUGGGCACAUUCUGAGAUCACAAGCCAUACAUUUUUUAUCCUAAUAGAUGCUAAUAUCAACCAUCUUAAUAAGAUAUUUAUGAUCUGCCCUCUGGGGUAAAAUUUGAACUUGGUUGUACUGAAGAAACAGAACAUUAGUCCUUCCAGUCCUGUCCCCACGGCCACGCACAAGCACCUCAUACAGCCUGCCUUGCCUCUGGCUUCAGCCAUUGGUGGCAGCAGGAUGGACGCUCCUCAAAUAAUCUUGGAAAGGACAGAUUAAAUUCUGAUCUAGGUUCUUCUGCUUGUUAGACUGUUGAUCUCCUCUUCCUUGAAUGUUUUGUUUCUUUCCUCAGCUAGGAUGAAUACCUCCUUUUGCGGGUAUUCAGGCAUAGAAGUUCUACAGAAACCUCUCGAUGACCCACUGAAACUUCACAGCCGUGGAAACUUUCCAUCCAGCCAGAUAGUCCCUUUGAGCUCCAGCCCUUGUCUCAUGCCCAGUAUUUAGGAAGGGGCCAGAGACUAUGCAGUGACAUCAAGUGCUUAGUGAGAGCUUCAUUUGCAUAUUCAUCAGGUAUCCGAAAUCCAAGCAUCGUCCCAGUUGUUGCAUCCUCUCAGAAGUUUUGCCAUUCUACCACUAAGUGUUUCUGUGGUUGGGCUAGAAACUCCUCCAAAGCUUUCCCUAUGUCUGGGUUAUAGACACCGUACACUGUGAAUCUGAUAAACUAUCUGUGCCUUCUCCAGACCCUGCUGGGUUUUUGCUAGUCCUGGAUAUAAAAGAAAUCUUUGGAUUUUCUUACCUGUUUCAGUUGGCCAUACAAAACUCUAAUUAGGUUAUAUCGGACCAUUCCAAGUUCCUUUUCCUCCUACUUUUAACAUCCUUCAUUGAACACACUAGAUUUGGUUAAGAUUUUCCUUAACUGGAAAACAUUAAGGAAUCUGACUUAUGUCAGUCCACUAUUUACCCAGUCCAUUGCCACUGGUGAAAGCACACCAUUUCCAAUAAUCCCUUAGCCUAAAUGACAAACACACUAAGGAAAAGAAACACAGCAUGCCUUCAAGAAAUGGCAAAGGUCUUCCUUGGAUGAUACUGUCAUUCUGGCUCUGAAGAAACUAGUGAUUCCUGUCUAGAAUUAGCCAAAUAAAGUUUAUUUUGGAAGUAAUGAUUUUUUUUCCUGGUUUUAAAAAUCUUUAGCAAGAAAAACGUUUAUAACAAGCUAUUUUCCUUUGGGUGGGUAUUAAAUGUGGGUAAAAAAAAAUGAUAUGUAAAGAUUUGUGUAACAGAGAAUGAGUCAUUUCUAAUGAAGCGAGCUGUUUACUAGCUUCUAGUGUUCUGCUUUUAAAGUUUUCCUGUCACUUUUUUAAGUACAUCUGAAAAAUGUUAACUAUAUUUUUGUUCCAUUUGUGAUUCAGCUAAGGAUUUUAUUGUAAGAAAGCAGACUAACAUAAUUAAAUCAAUUAGAAGAGCUAGAUAAAUCUAAAGAAUAUUUAUCAAAUUUCUGUGUGAGCCUACGGAUUCAAAUGUCAUGAAUAAAAGCUACAUAGUUGCCUUCUG